AUGGGAGCGCCAAGCCUCCUGCUCGUGAGCUGGAGGUCAGAGCCGGCCCUCUUAUGUCCAGCAUUGCUAAGACCGAUCCCGUCAGCCUGCCGCAUUCCGUGCUUCCCCAAACUCGGUGAGGACCAGGCGACAAGCAAUGACACCCCGGGACUGGAAAUGUAUGGGACGCCGGGGAUGCAGAAGCCCUCGCCGCUCCGCUUUGGCCCGCUCCUGCGGCUCGGGGCCCAGAGUCCACAGUUCAGCGCCGGCGGACACUGGGCAUCUACUACUGCUUUUCAAAGGCAGCCUCACGCGCCCGCUAUGUGGCUUGAGAAGACUCCCGGUCGCCUAAAGCAGCCAGCAGGUCCCAUGGUGUAA
Messenger RNA from Rangifer tarandus platyrhynchus (Svalbard reindeer), 357 nucleotides. The record is from the annotation of a GenBank genome assembly. Lineage: Eukaryota; Metazoa; Chordata; Mammalia; Artiodactyla; Cervidae.